UUUUUCUGAAGUUAAAAAAGUGCAUACAAGUACCUGAAAUGUAUUUACAUGUUAAAACUCUGUUCCUACCAGGCAUAAAUCAGACGAAGCAAGUCCGCAGAUUAUCAGGAGGUCACAACAUCCUCUUGAGUUAUUACAUGGCAAGUAAUAUAUCAGGUUGGGAUUUGGACAACUCCUCCCUUUCUGAUGAUGAGCCCUGGAUCCGUGUUGGUGAUGGGCAGUGUGGCUUGCGGAUGUUGGAUGGGAACUUAGGGCGUGAGAAUUGGCGUGUGCCACUACGAGAAUGCCCUGUUGACUUGCAGUGUGAUUUGUUGGACGUGAGUGGUGACAGAGUGCCAGACUGUAUAGUAAGAGGUGGCAACACAAUGCUCUUUAUGAUUGAAGCUCGUUUUGGGACAGUAGUGUGGCAUUUGCAUGAGCACAAGGAAGAGUCUUCAGUAUUCCCCGGACAAGAUACUACUCAGUCAUCUCGAUCAGUUUUGAAAUUCUACAAACCUGGUCCAGCACUGCUUCUACCAGAUGUGAAUAAUGACAGCUUUGGUGAUUUACUCUUCUCUGGCUUACUGUCAUCCAAAGACCCUCACUCGUGGGACUCAGGCUAUGGAAAUUCAGAGCCUUGGAAUCAGGAGGAGAUGCUAGAAACACAGAGAUCGCCUUCACAGACCAACCAUCUGGUGUUGGUGUGCGGGCAGUCUGGGAGUAUUCUUGGGAAGCCCUUGGUACUGAUACAGUGUGUGAACAUUCUAACAGUCACAUGGGAUGGUGAAGGCAUUGCAUAUUCUUGUGUUGACUUUGGAGGUGCCAGUAUGAAAGGAAAAAUCCACUUAGUGGUUCUCUUACACCAGAUUAUGGGCAAAGAUGCUCCAUCUCCUCCACCAUCCACAGUCCCUGAGUCUGCAAAGUCCCUACAUCGACACCCAGUACAUACUCAGCACAGAGAUCCGUGCCACAUUACCGUCCAUAAUCAAGGACUAUGUCCAAGUUGUGAAUCCCAAAUCCGCCUCUUCAAAGCCAAUGAGCAAAUGAUGCAUAAGCACUACAAACACAGUGCUGUUGUUUCUUGGGCAACACUCCUUUCAGAUGGAGAAUGCCAUGGUGCAGUGUUGAAGAUCUGGGAGUGGAAGCACCUUGCCACUGUUGUAAAGACAGCGAAGCCCCCUCCACAGAUUGUCCGUAGAACUACACGAAGCAGUCUUGUUAGUGACAGUGACACCAAUGUGGAAACUGAGCCAACCCGGCUUGAGGUAGAUAACAUAGCAGCGACGCAGGGUGACAGUUCAUCAAACUUUAAUAUUGCUAAUGAAUCUAAUAUGAUUAUUGAUAUUCCAAGAGAGAACACCUUUAAACAGCAUCUACAGGAUGCACAAUUAGGGGAUGAGGAGUCAAAGCCUGUGCCAAAUGGAUACCCAGAUUUGGAGGUGCCAACAACCCCAGUAAGUCCAAGGCUGAGACGGGGUUCUCAUAUCAGCAGGCGAGAACCUCAACAGUAUGAACAUCCAACAAUACAUCGCCACCAUGGAAAACAAACUUCUGGAACACAGGAGGAUUACAACCAUCAUUCUGACUUUCUUCAUUAUAAUCAGCCAUAUACCAAAAAAGAAUCGGAAACAAGGAGAAGGGAAGUACAUGAUAGCCUAACACAUCGUUUGAAGCUUGUGUCAACCACAUCAGCAACGAAUCCCAGUCCCAUUCCUGUGGGUAUGAGGACUAUGCCUCCAAGUGUCUUGGCACCGCCAGGGUACCAGCUACAGCAGAUUCACGAAAGAUUAGUAUUUUUAAGGUAUAAUGGAAGCGUGUGGAUAGAAAAUACCUUAACAAGCUUAGGUAUCACUCAGCUUUGCAAAGAUGAAAAGACAUGUCUACCUGAUAUGGAAUCCCAUUCAAGAUCAGUGGCAGUUAAUACUGGGAUGGAAAAGAAUGCCUGGCAGUUGGUGUCCAGCAGCACAACCUUCGUCAACGCACCAGCCUUGGGUGAGGAACAACACACAGCACCUUGGAUUCUAACCUCUAUUGUUAGAAAAAUGAUUGUACAUGUAUGAAUUUACUUAGAAUGUAUGCAUUAAUUUGACACAAAAAACAUCAUAUUUGAGGAAUAUAGAAAAGAGGUUAGAUAAGAUUGUAAUUAAUGUUUGUUUUUAUUCAAGCAAUAAAUUACUUUUUCAAUUAUGUGAAGAACUUGCACUUCUGUAAGUAGUGAUUUAUUAUUAUUAUUAAUUUUUACACAUUUUUCAUCAAACAACAGGAUUGACCUGUGGUACAAACUUGCAGUUCAUUUCUCUUGGGUUGGUUGUGAUAAUUGAAAAUAUUUUAGUGGCUCAUGCCACUAUUCUCCAGUGUUAGAAUGAUACCUGAAUGGUUGUGAAUAAUGGUCAGAGAAAUUUAUUUUGUUAUUAGGAAUUCAGUGUAGCUAAGAAAAAUGUAAUUGGAUAUUUAGUUAUUACUUUUGGAAUUUAUAAAUCAGACAAAGCUAGAAAUUUAAAGAGGGCUGUAUUUAAAACCUACAGAAACUGACAUGUCAGAUUUUGAAUACUAACAUUGAGCCAACAGCAAUUGUGGCCGUUGUCAGUUUUAGGCUGAUCAAAAACAGCAAUGUUGCUGCCUGUUAAAGUAUUCAAUAUUGCUACAAGGUCAUUAAUGUAAACUUGAAGCUUUGCAUUAGUAUAUUUAUUUAUUUAUUUUUAGAUAACAAAAACAUUUAAUUAUGUACUUAUUUUUUUAAUCACAAAAUAGUUAAGAACUUUUGACUAUGCACCCUUUCUGUCUUCUCACUCUGAUGACCAGUUCUUGGUGAUGCAACAAACAUAAAAUUUCAGUCUGUAUUUAUGUUUCCUUGUAAAUAUAAAAAUGUAUAUACUCCUUAUUUAUCAAUUAAUAUUUUUGUCAGAAGUUAGAUAUUCCUUGUUAGCUUGGAAGUGAAUGGUAUUGCACUUAACCUCAAUCAAAAAAGCAGAGUGUAUGCGUUUGUGUGUGGGUGAAAGUUAUGGAAUGUGUGCCUUUGAUGAUGAUGUUUAUUAUCAUUAUUAUUGUUAUUGUUAGUGU
Molecule: messenger RNA, 3039 nt
Organism: Penaeus vannamei (Pacific white shrimp)
Lineage: Eukaryota; Metazoa; Arthropoda; Malacostraca; Decapoda; Penaeidae
Source: RefSeq, a predicted model, not a curated record